Rhinocladiella mackenziei CBS 650.93 is the source of this 1431-nucleotide messenger RNA. Its product is annotated as serine hydroxymethyltransferase, cytosolic. Gene Ontology annotation, molecular function: cobalt ion binding; zinc ion binding; pyridoxal phosphate binding. NCBI's taxonomy places the organism in Eukaryota, Fungi, Ascomycota, Eurotiomycetes, Chaetothyriales, Herpotrichiellaceae. The record is from RefSeq and is a predicted model, not a curated record. Gene Ontology annotation, biological process: tetrahydrofolate interconversion; folic acid metabolic process; L-serine catabolic process. The coding region runs from base 1 to 1431 and encodes 476 amino acids. Gene Ontology annotation, cellular component: cytoplasm. The transcript has 4 exons.
AUGGGUUCCACGACUGCUCCUAGCUAUGCUCUCUCCCAGGCUCACAAGGACAUGCUCGAAAAGUCCCUGGUCGAGUCUGACCCGGAGAUUGCGGAGAUCAUGAAGAAAGAAAUCAAACGCCAGCGUGAAUCCAUCAUCCUCAUCGCCUCCGAGAACGUGACUUCCCGCGCCGUCUACGAUGCCCUAGGCUCUCCCAUGUCAAAUAAAUACUCUGAAGGAUACCCUGGAGCACGUUACUACGGAGGAAAUCAAUAUAUCGACGCUAUGGAGCUCACAUGCCAGGCCAGAGCGUUGAAGGCGUUCAACCUCGACGCAGAAGAGUGGGGAGUCAAUGUCCAGUGCUUGAGUGGUAGUCCUGCGAAUUUGCAGGUCUACCAGGCCCUCAUGAGGCCUCAUGAGAGGUUGAUGGGUUUGGAUCUGCCUCAUGGUGGACAUUUGAGCCAUGGAUAUCAGACGCCGCAGAAGAAGAUCUCUGCUGUCUCUACUUACUUCGAGACAUUCCCCUACCGUGUCAAUCUCGAGACGGGUAUCAUUGACUAUGAUCGCCUCGAGGAGAACGCCCUCAUGUACCGACCCAAGUGCAUUGUGGCCGGAACAUCCGCAUACUGCCGUUUGAUUGACUAUGCUCGUAUGCGCCAAAUCGCAGACAAAGUUGGAGCAUACCUUAUUGUUGAUAUGGCCCACAUCUCCGGACUCAUUGCUGCCGGAGUCAUCCCCUCCCCCUUUGAGCAUGCCGACGUCGUCACAACCACCACACACAAAUCUCUCCGUGGCCCUCGUGGAGCCAUGAUCUUCUUCCGCAAGGGCGUCCGCAGCACCGACGCCAAAACUGGCAAACAGGUCCUGUAUGACCUCGAAGGACCCAUUAACUUCUCCGUAUUCCCCGGCCAUCAGGGUGGGCCUCACAACCAUACCAUCACUGCUCUGGCUGUCGCUUUGAAGCAAGCUGCCACGCCAGAGUUCCGUGCAUACCAAGAACAAGUGAUCAAAAACGCCAAGGCAUUGGAAAUUGAAUUCAAGAACCUAGGAUACAAGCUCGUCGCCGACGGGACAGACUCGCAUAUGGUCCUCUUGGACCUGCGGCCACAAAAUCUUGAUGGCGCCCGCGUCGAAGCCGUCUUGGAGCAGAUUAACAUCGCCUGCAACAAGAACAGCAUCCCAGGAGAUAAAUCGGCCCUGACGCCCUGCGGCAUUCGCAUUGGUGCUCCCGCAAUGACGUCUCGUGGCUUCGGUGAAGAUGACUUCAAGCGUGUCGCCCGAUAUAUCGACCAGAGCAUCAAGCUGUGCAAGAAAAUCCAGGGUGAGUUGCCCAAAGAGGCGAACAAGUUGAAGGAUUUCAAGGCCGUAGUCGCUAGCGACAAGGUGCCAGAAAUCCUCAAGCUGAGGCAAGAGAUUGCCGAAUGGGCCUCCAGUUUCCCUCUGCCUGUGUAA